This is a messenger RNA of Cryptomeria japonica (Japanese cedar), 1679 nucleotides long. RefSeq names its product ubinuclein-1. Gene Ontology annotation, cellular component: nucleus. Lineage: Eukaryota; Viridiplantae; Streptophyta; Pinopsida; Cupressales; Cupressaceae. The coding region runs from base 237 to 1679 and encodes 480 amino acids. The record is from RefSeq and is a predicted model, not a curated record. The transcript has 9 exons.
CACCUGUUGAUCAAAAUGAGUUCAUUGCGAAGGUAAAAAGUUUCGAGGCACGCAAUUUUUUCGUACCUUAAAAAAUUAAGCCACUCUUAUAUGUCAUCCAGGAGCCGAGUGAGCUUAGUUAGUCGAGGGGAAGGGACAAAAAGGAAAGAAGUUUGGGCGCGCGCUGCAGAGCGAAUGAAAAAUUGUUACCGCAGCGAGGGGCGAGGGUGGAGGGCAGAGGAUUUCGGGCUUUAAAAAUGGAGAAAGAAAGGAGAGGAACUUUUCGGCAGCGGUUUUUCAUCGAUUUGAGGGCAGGUGAAACGAAUGUUAUUUCCUGGAAGAAGUUGCUGAACAAGAGGGUCGUCACUUCUACCGUUGAGGAACCUCAGGCUCAGGCUCAGGCUCAGGCACAGGAUUGCAUUGGGGAUUCAAAAUUACAGAAGAGUGACCUUCCUCCGCCUGGUAACCGUUUUAGUGCUGUUAUUGAGAGGAUUGAACAUUUAUACAGGGGGGAUUCAAGCAGUCAUGAAGAAAAGCUUGAUGAUGUACCAGAUGAUGACCAGUAUGACACAGAGGACUCUUUCAUAGAUGAUGAGGAACUGGAUGAAUAUUUUUCAGUAGAAAAGUCAAAGACAAAGCACAGCGGUUUCUUCAUCAAUAGAGGGAAAUUAGAGAGAGUGAAUGAACCUGCUCCCUCACUUGUGCGUGCUCCCAAGAAAUUUAAAAAGAAAUAUAUCAAGAAGACACCUGUUGACAGAUGCAUUGAGAGGAUGCCAGUGAAACUGCCGAAGAUAGGUAGUGUUUGCAUCAAGGCAGCAGCAAGAAGUGUGCCUUUAGCAACAUUGAAAAAUUCAAACUCUGUAUGGGACAGAACAUUAUUUGCAGGUGGUGACAGUUUAGUUCAUAAGCCCAGUUAUGAUCAAGAUGUUGAAGUGAUCCAAAGUCAAGGCUCUACCUUUGGAUUUGGGCCAUGUAAAAUUGACAAAUAUAAGAGAAUUAGUAACAAUGAAGAGGCAUCUAUUACUGUAGAGGUAUCACACAAGAAUUCUGCCAAGAAUUCUGCAGUUAAGGACGAACGAAAACCAAAGGGUGUGCUUGUUAGAUCUAAGGAUAAUCUUGUAAAGGGGGCAAAGUUGCUUGAAAUUAAUGAUAGCAUGAAUUCAACCAAGUCAGAGAAAAACAUUUGUCGUAAUGCAGAUUCUCAGAUACGAAAGUCUAACAAGGAUGCAAGCGUAAUGACAACUUCUAGCCAAUAUAAAAUAACAGAGAAAGAAGAUGUUGAUUUAAGAGAUGUAAAUAGUUUAGGAAACAAGCUUCUGCCGUCAAAAAUUGCUCAUGGCACGGGGACUACUAAACAAAGAAAGAAACUCUUAUCAUCAGCUCCUAAGGAAGACAGUAUAGGGAGGCCUAAAGAUUCAAUGCUGGAAAGAUCUUUCCAAGAUUUGGAAAAGAGUGUUGCAGAAUUGUACCCAACUAUGAUAAACAUUCAAGAGAAAGAUUGGUCAUCACAAGGAGCAAAAAGACGGUUGCCUACACUUGUCAAACAGAAGCUUGCUAAAGUAGCAAUAUUAGCAAUGAACCAAGGGAAAUUAUCAAAUUUAUUGAUUGAUCGUCUUGUGAACAUUGUUGGCCAUACAAUACAGCUAAAGAUAUUGAAGGUCAGCAAAAUAACUUUCACUCCAGUGAACAUUGAAUUAUAG